Messenger RNA from Aureobasidium vineae, 2175 nucleotides. The record is from the annotation of a GenBank genome assembly. NCBI's taxonomy places the organism in Eukaryota, Fungi, Ascomycota, Dothideomycetes, Dothideales, Saccotheciaceae.
AUGCACACAUCUACUGCUCUGGUCCCAUUGCUGGCCCAGGUGGCCCUGAGCGCUACAACUCGAUUCGUUCCAAGGGCAUACAAUAUCUCAUUUGCUCCUGAUCAAAGUCGAUGGCCAAGCGGACUCCACCUCGCUGUCGACUACUAUCCUUCGCAAUGGCCGGAUUACAUGUGGGAGUCAGAUAUGGCCGCCAUGAGAGAUACCAACAUCAGCUACGUCCGUGUCAGCGAGUUUGAUUGGGAAGUCCUGGAGCCUUCGGAGGGUGUCUACAACUGGACUUUGCUGGACACGACCCUGGACUUGUUAGGCAAAUACGGCCUCAAGGCUAUCGUGGGCACUCCCACUGCAGCUCCUCCCAACUGGUUGACCGAGAAGUACGAUGUCAACUUUGUGGAUCGCACAAACCAGACCCUCAUCUUUGGUUCUCGGAGACAUUACAGCUUCUCUUCGUUUGACUACAGGAAGCUGAGUCAAGGCAUCACACAAAAGCUCGCUGAAAGAUAUGGCAACAACUCGAACAUCGUCGCCUGGCAACUUGAUAAUGAAUUUGGCUGCCACGAUACAGUUCGCUCGUAUGAUCACAACGCUAUCAUAAGAUUCAGAACCUGGCUGAAGGAAAAAUACGGCACCAUCGAAAACAUGAACGAGGCUCAAGGUCGUGUCUUCUGGAGUUCUCAAUACGUCAGUUUCGAUACUGUUCAGCCUCCAUUCUUGAAUGUUUACAUGCCCAAUCAAGCCCAACUGCUAGACUGGUAUACAUUCAGCUCAGACAUGGUCAUCGAUUUCGCCAAAGAACAAACAGCCAUCAUUAGACAACAUGCUCCAAACCAUGCCAUAACCACCAACUUUAUGGUUCAGUUCACCGAUUUUGACCAUUUCAAAUUUAACCGCGAAGUUGGGCUUGAUUUUGCCACUUUCGACAACUAUCCUCUUGCUGGUGUGGUUGAAGGUGCUGAGUANCUGCGUACUGGACUGCCUGAUUUGCAAGCUUUGCAACACGCGCGUUACCGAGGCAUCGCUGGCUCUGCUUAUGGUACUAACAACGGACCGUUCGGUGUCAUGGAGAUGCAGCCUGGUGUACUGAACUGGAACACGUACCGUGUUUCUCCAUUGGAAGGUAUGGUGCGUCUCUGGACGCUCGAGACAUUUGCUUCCAGAGGUGAUUUGGUGAACUAUUUCCGCUGGAGACAGGUGCCUUAUGCUCAGGAACAGACGCUUUCUGGACUCUUCGUGUCUGACAACACCCCUGACGAAGGAUUUGGUGAGACUCAGAUUGUGGCUUCGGAGGACCUGCCUGCACUCCGGGCAGCCAUGGAUGCAAAAGAGACACAAGCAAGCGUAGCUUUGAUCUUCGACUACACCUCUGUCUGGGUUUGGAACAUCGAGCCAUAUUCCGGAUCCUACUCGCCACACGAUUCAGGAUUUGAGAACAUCGGACUGGCCUACUUGGAUGUGAUUUCGUCCUUUUACACCUCCUUACGCCGCCUAGGGCUCGAUAUCGACAUCAUAUCUCCCGAGCAAGACUUGAGCAAGUACAAGAUGGUGGUUGUACCUAGUCUACCUAUCAUCCCUACUGCCUUCAAUACCGCACUCGCAAGCUACAAUGGCACCGUGAUUUUUGGUCCACACACUGGCUCUCGAACCCCCGAGUUUGCUUACCCACCAGGCCUUAACCCUUCAGCUGGUACACUCCGCGACAAAGUACCCAUGAAGGUGACAAGAGUAGAAACACCACCUUCUUAUGCCAACAGUGGCGUCUCCUACGGAGGAACCACCUACAAUAUUUCUUUGUGGGAGGAAACCAUCGUUUGCAGCAGAGAUAACAAGACUAGUAACGUUACCAUUACUUCUACUUCUCAGCAUAGAAAGGGUAAACCUGCUGCUUGCGCGAAGAACGACUUCCACUACUUGGCCUUCAACCCGCCAGUCGAUCUGCUUGUCGCUUAUAUCGGCGAUGCGGCGAAAGCUGCGGGUGUCAAAGAUGUGUUUGGCAGGAUUGCAAGCAAGGAGAACGAUCUAGGAGAUAAUCUGAGAGUGCUUGAGCGAGGUGGACUGGUGUGGGCGUUCAACUAUGGAGCUGACGAUGUACAAGCUCCGAAGCUCAAUGGGACAGUAGUGUUGGGAGGAAACAGCACAGAUAUCGAGGGAGCAGGUGUACGAGUGUGGAAGAUGUGA